Messenger RNA from Gregarina niphandrodes, 1500 nucleotides. RefSeq lists its product as hypothetical. Lineage: Eukaryota; Apicomplexa; Conoidasida; Eugregarinorida; Gregarinidae. The transcript has a single exon. The record is from RefSeq and is a predicted model, not a curated record. The coding region runs from base 1 to 1500 and encodes 499 amino acids.
AUGGACGGGCGUAGCGAAGUGGCGUUGGCACACCUGGAGCGAGCGGUGGAGGCAGUUGGUUUCCGGAAAAGCGAGCGGUUGCUAGAGAUCAUCGACCGGAUCAACUCGAAGGAGAAGGCGACAUUGGAGGAGGUGGUGUUAUUGUACAAGGAUCUGUAUUUCGAGUUCGCCGCGCUCUGUCGACCACACCUAGGUCCGUUAAUUGCGGGACAUCUGAUCUCAUACCUGGAGGACAACGAGUUGCGAUUGGUGGAGGCGGCGUUGGAUUGGCGGGAGAGACGGUUAUCUGCUCGUGAAUCAGCAGCGGCGGCGGCGGGACGGAAGUUGAGGAUGGCUUGGCACAAUUUUCUGGAGACCGUCGUUUUGGAGCCGGACCUGGGACUGUCGCGGGCUGACAAGGCGGGAUAUUGGGCGGAGCCAGCGGCGACUCCGCGGUUGGCGCAGCGUGUGGCGCAGAUUAAGGAGCGGCGUGAAGUGGCGGAGCAGCUGCAACGAUUGUUGCGGACGGAGUGGGGUGUAGAAAAAGCACACGGCACGGACUUGGUGGCGAGCAGCUAUGAGGUACAGCAGAAGCUGGCAGGUCCGGUGGAGGCGCUAUUCGCUCAACGUGAGGAGGCUCACCUUGUUUCCGUCGAUCGCGGUGUCCAGGCGACACCCUACGAAAACCAGUUUUUGCUAUCGCGCCGUGUGCACGAACUGGUUGUGAAGCGCACACUCCGCGCACGCCACGGAGAAAGCAGCACCGGAACCGGAACCGAGGAACUGGGCGGCGUCGUCGCGUUUAAUGUCCUCAUCGCUCUCGUCCGGGAACUCUGGCGUAACCCGCAAUACCGUGAAAUGAAAACCGCUGCACAACUCCUACGAAGCUUGGCCGGACUUCGUUGUGUACUCGACGUCCUCUUCGUUCACUACGCGGGCAGCGACGGAGGUCCGGUCGGUGGCGGCGGUGGACCACGUGGUGGCGGACCAGGCGAGGAUGGAGCGCUGGCGGUGGGUAAGCACGGGUUCUGGCGGUUUGUCGACCAGGUCCAGCUGCCGUGUGCGUUUGCGUGUCGGAAAGGCGCGGAAUUGUUGCACCACUUAUUCCUCAAGUUUGCGACACGGACAGGACGGAGUGAGCGUGGCGCCCGUAAGGGCGUCACACUCCCACUCUGGUACCGUUUCCUGGACGAGCUGGCCUGGCUUGUGGCGAUGGUCACGCUCGUGGGUAGUCAGCCUGAAUUCCGCAAGCAAGCGGGUCAAAAGAAGAUCAAGCUUUCGCUUUCCUACUCGUUACCAGACCGGCGCAAUUCGCUCUUCUUCUUUACCAACAAUUACCUCCUCGCGCUCUACACGCGCCUGCUCGCUCAAGAAGCACCGCUGCGCCGGUAUGUCAAACGGCGCGGCAUCCUCGCAGCCGCCAAAACCGACGAAGAUCUCGAACUCGGCUCCGAAGCGCCUCCGCCAGAAGACGGCGCCCUGGAUUUCGCUAAAAUCGCCAAGUCCGUCCGCUGGGAAUAG